CAGUCUUACAGUUGGAGGUGUGCCGUGUGCACCAUAGACCAUAGUUGCGGCAGCGCGAAGUUACUCUGCGUUGUAUCAUCGAAGAGUUCGUAUAAUUUAAAGGCCCAAGUGUUGAAAUGUAGGUGCUGUGAGUUGCGAAAUCCUUCGUGAUGCGUCAUGUAUCGUGCAGUUUGAGAAUUACGGCCUGACUUCGGGUAAAUCAGCGUUUCGUUAGUUUACACAGCAGCGACUUGCAUCUGUACUCAAGAACUCUGAAAUGGAGGAGCAAGAAGGUCGUAUGGCUGUUGAUUCAGAUGAGCCUAUGACCAAUGAUGAAAACAACAUUAUUAUAAACGAAGUGGAUGGACUUCCGAACGUCCACCCAAACUACACGGAAUUAGAGUUGAACUGCGACAUGAGACAUCAAAAUCCAGAUGGUGAGCGGUCGUUGGAGGACCUCAUUCACGACGAAGAUCUGCCAACCUCCUUGAUUGUCACUAAUUUGGAGAGCUCACUCUUCAAAAACGACGAGAGAAAAAAAGAAUUAGAAAACCUCUUCCGUCAGUUUGGGGAGCCAAUUUCAUUUCAGUAUUUUCGAAGCUUCCGAAGACUGAGGGUAAAUUAUAACUGUCCUGCAGCUGCUGCAAAGGCCAGAAUACAGUUGCACCAGACACAGUUUGGAGAAACUGUCAUAAACUGUUAUUUUGCCCAGCCUGUUUCACCCAUUGGCUUUGAAGAUCAGCACUUACAACCACCAGCUCCUGUAAAGCAGUUUCUCAUAUCUCCUCCUGCAUCUCCACCUGUUGGAUGGGUUCCAAGGGAUGAGGGUGAACCACUUGUUAACUAUGAUCUGCUCGCUGCGAUAGCUAAUCUCACUCCAGGUGAAACACAUGAAUUGCAUCCUCCAUCAGGAGACCAACCAGGAAUUGUUGUCCACAUCUGUGAGGAGUCAGAUUCUGGAACUCAGCACCCAAAAGGUCGAAUAGUGCAGACACGAUGCCCAGAACACAAGUGAAUAACUGAGUAGAAGGCUGUAAAAAUUUAAUUCUAAUGAAUGUUGCAUGUUUUAAUCGAUAUUGCAUGACAUGACUACUGAUUUUAAGAUAAAAUUAUAAGUGUGAUUCAUUGUACAUAUUUGUGUUUCUGAUACUUUGAACUGUAUGUUGUAUUGUAAAAUGGUAAAUGUAUUUGAAAGAACUGGAAGUCAUACUAUGCAGAACAAGUAUUAACAGCCUGAAUUGUAUAGUUCUACAACUUACUUUAUAAUUACAUCUUUGUGAAUGUAGGAUAACAGGCUUGAUGCAUAGGUGCACCUUCCUAAACUAGUCCAAAUCUCUAAUUCACCUAAGAAGUUUCAUAGUCUGUGUAUUUAUUUUUGGGAAUAGGAUGCUUAACUUAAUUGAAAAUGUAAGAAUCGGUGCGUACAUAUGUUUUUGUAAAUAUAUUCACAUAUAUACACAUUUCAGCAUGGGAAUACCCUGUUCUCCAGUAAACUGUCAAUGGAUAUCAAUAUGUGUGGCACAGAAUUUUUUGAGUGUACUGAGCUUUGCUACCUAUCACAGUGAUUUAAAUUGUCAGUUCAUAAAAGAUGGUGGUUUGGAUAUUGUAAAUGUGUUCUGUGUUGUCAGUUUAUACAUAAUAUCAUAAUUAUUAAAUGUUAUGUUGCAGAAGGUAAGCCAGGGUUUCCAUGGGCGUUGAUUAGUUUUUCUUACAAGUGUCACUACUACCAGUUGUGUUGCUGAUG
Messenger RNA from Schistocerca nitens (vagrant locust), 1723 nucleotides. It is a transcript of the gene sra, whose product is annotated as protein sarah. NCBI's taxonomy places the organism in Eukaryota, Metazoa, Arthropoda, Insecta, Orthoptera, Acrididae. The transcript is spliced from 5 exons. Gene Ontology annotation, biological process: calcium-mediated signaling. The coding region runs from base 257 to 994 and encodes 245 amino acids. Gene Ontology annotation, molecular function: calcium-dependent protein serine/threonine phosphatase regulator activity; nucleic acid binding. Gene Ontology annotation, cellular component: cytoplasm; nucleus. The record is from RefSeq and is a predicted model, not a curated record.